This is a messenger RNA of Sphaerodactylus townsendi, 1772 nucleotides long. It is a transcript of the gene OAF, whose product is annotated as out at first homolog. NCBI's taxonomy places the organism in Eukaryota, Metazoa, Chordata, Lepidosauria, Squamata, Sphaerodactylidae. The record is from RefSeq and is a predicted model, not a curated record. Bases 89 to 610 code for a protein of 173 amino acids. The transcript is spliced from 2 exons.
GCGUGGAGGAAGCGAGCGGGCCGAGCCGAGGGGCGACCAGUCGGGGGAGCUGGGCGGAGGGCGCGGCGGUGGCGGCCGCUGCCGGGGGAUGCGCUGCCCGGGCGGCGUCGGAGGGCUCCGGGCGCUGCUGCCGGGGCUGGUGCUGGCGUUGCUGUGGCUGGCCGUGCCCGGCCGGGCGGGGGCGCCAUCGGAGCUGCGGGUGCGAGUGCGGCUGCCGGACGGGCAGGUGACGGAGGAGAGCCUGCAGGCCGACAGCGGCGCCGACUGCGUGGGCCUGGAGCUGCGCAAGGGCGACGGCACCCUCGUCUCCCUGACGGCCGACUUCAAGCAGGGGGUGGACGGCUCCAUGUUCGAGGUGCUGCCCCAGUCUGCCGACCUGCCAGACCUGCAGCGUUGCCGUCUUUGCUCGGACCGCUGGAAGGCCUGCAUUUGCAGCUACUCGCUGAGCAUUGAGUGGUAUCCCUGCAUGCUCAAGUACUGCAAGAGCCGCGAUGCCACCGGGAAAGUUACUUCGUAUAAGUGUGGCAUCCGGAGCUGCCAGAAGGGCUACACCUUUGACUAUUACGUGCCACAGAAGCAGCUCUGCCUGUGGGACGAGGAACCCACUUAGCAGGGGGGGAGCCUGGGAAGCCAUUUUGGUGCCUUGGCUCUUUCCUGAUGCCUCCCUCCGUGUCGUUCUGGAUCACACAAGCAAGAUGGCUGCCUAGAAGAGGAGAAAAGCAGCAAGGGCGUCUCAGAGGUGCUCAGUUUCAUGAAGAUUCGGUCCUAGCGAGUCUGGCUUCAUAGCAUUACGACUGUGUUUCCCUCGGACUCAUGGAAGGGAACUGUGUGUCACUGGCUCAGAAACAAAGAACCAUACGCACUUGAACUACACAGAGUUCUUGGAAAGCGUUUAGCCAACCCAAAACUGUUUGGCAUCAGCUGUCUUGACUUUCAUGUUUCUUGACUACCAAACACUAUGACUUCUGCGGCUCCUUUUUAACAAAGAGAUUUGAGGAAAGUGAAUGGGAAGCCUUUCUUGGCCCACCUCCCAGAGUGCCCACAAAGAGCUGAAGGUCUUGCGGCGUCAUAGAUUUCCUCCAGCCCAACACUCUCUGCGCCUGUGUUUCUGAAAGAUAUAGGCAACACUAAGCUUCUAUUUUCAUCGGCCUCUAGAGGGAGACAAAGAGCCACUGCAAGAUGGUUCCACACCUGAGACGUUGUCAUGUGACACAAAGUCAAAGCAAAGGUGGAAAAGGAUCCUGAACUGUUCUGUGCCUACAUAACUUUUUUCAGGAAGAUGGCAGCACCUGGUCAGGGGUACUAGCCUCCCGGAGCCCUUCCUGAUAACUCUGUGAUUGAUGCUAGGGGGGACGGGGAGUCGGGGGAGGUCACCAGACUCCACCCCUGGAUCCUGAUUGGCUCUCUAGCACUUGAUGGAGGAGGGCAGAGAAGAAUGAUCAACUGAAAAGUCUUCUCCUUGGCCAGGCCACUCAGUUCUUGCAAAUCUGGCUUUUCUGAUGCCCUAUUAUUCAGCCUUGCAAAACCUUCUCUUCUGUGGGGUGACGGUCAGGGUAGAAGAGAAGUUCAGGGGCCAAAGAACACACCUGAAAAUUGCUGAGUGUCUCUAUGCUGGUGUCGUCUUUCAACAUCUGCAGCACAUCUGUGCCUUUUGCCUGGAGUCCCCCACUGGGUCAAAAGCUGCCAGUCUGCAAUUUCAAGGGUCCCAUUUUAAUUCAUUGGAGCAGGGAACAAGGAUGCGCUUGAGGAGAAAUAGCCAGCUGGUGGUGUGG